AUGGGUGGCGUACGGGGAAUUUUGCUGGAUAGCUCAACUCUCUUCGCUGAGGAUGACUACCAAAUUGGAAAUGAAAAUGCGUCUCUUCGUCCCGGAGCGGAAUAUUUGCUUCGUAAGCUUCAUCACUCCAAGAUCCCCACGAUUGUAUGUGUACUGCCAUCAGAUAAUGGUUAUAUAGGCCCACCUCUUUAUAUGGAAUUUGCCAGAUUCUCAGUCAUGCCGGGAAUAUGUUAUGGACUUGGCCUUUCAGCUACUAAGGUGAAUCUCAUUGAAAGGAUGUCAAGGCUAUACACUUUCAGUUGUUUUCUCUUGAAUCCGCCAUCUGUGCAUGACAUUAUGAAUGAGAUUGCAGCUGCUUGGGUUGACAAUGGAGGGAGUUUUGUACUUGUAGUUUCUAAUCACAACAAGGACCUCUUUCUUUUUCUAAGCAAUAGUGGUUGGCUGACUGUCAUUCUAAAUGUUGAAGGUGGCAGUGCAAGUGAGGAUUCAAGCACAGUUUUCAUCAAUAAGUUAGCAGAGUUGCCCAUGAUUAUCUGCCACUUGAAUAGAAAGGUAGCCAGUAAUUCUUCUCCCCAUCCUGCUAAUUGUCAGGAAGGCCAUUUUAUUCUGGCCUUAUGCACUCAAGAAAUUACCUCGAGUUACUAUGAUAUUGGAGGAUUGUGAUAUACCACUUAUUCAUGCUAAUACUGUGGCAAUGCUUAGGGAGUGAAGCAACUCUGUUUUAUGGAACGAAAUUGAGAUAAGAACGAAAUUUAUGGAGUGAUACUGGUUGCCAUUUUCAUUGAGAUAAGAACAAGGGAGUCGUUUGGUAACGCUUUUGUUUUCUCAUCUUGAAAAAAAU
Ilex paraguariensis (yerba mate) is the source of this 841-nucleotide messenger RNA. The record is from the annotation of a GenBank genome assembly. NCBI's taxonomy places the organism in Eukaryota, Viridiplantae, Streptophyta, Magnoliopsida, Aquifoliales, Aquifoliaceae.